CUCGACGGCCGCCAUUUUCUUUCUUUCUUAGCAGUUAGCUGAAAGGAGGUCUCUGAAGAAGGAGCAGCGGCUUCGGUAGUGUAGCCAUGGCAGACUAUUCAACAGUGCCUCCACCCUCCUCUGGCUCAUCUGGUGGUGGUGGCGGCGGCGGUGGUGGUGGAGGAGUUAAUGAUGCUUUCAAAGAUGCCCUGCAGAGAGCCCGGCAGAUUGCAGCAAAAAUUGGGGGUGAUGCUGGUACAUCACUGAAUUCAAAUGACUAUGGUUAUGGAGGACAAAAAAGACCACUAGAAGAUGGAGAUCAACCAGAUGCUAAGAAAGUUGCUCCUCAAAAUGAUUCCUUUGGAACACAGUUACCACCGAUGCAUCAGCAGCAAAGGUCUGUAAUGACAGAAGAAUACAAAGUUCCAGAUGGAAUGGUUGGAUUUAUAAUUGGCAGAGGAGGUGAACAGAUCUCACGCAUACAACAGGAAUCUGGAUGCAAAAUACAGAUAGCUCCUGACAGUGGUGGCCUUCCUGAAAGGUCUUGUAUGUUAACUGGAACACCUGAAUCUGUCCAAUCAGCAAAACGGUUACUGGACCAGAUUGUUGAAAAAGGAAGACCAGCCCCUGGCUUCCAUCAUGGUGAUGGACCAGGAAAUGCAGUUCAAGAAAUCAUGAUUCCAGCUAGCAAGGCAGGAUUAGUUAUUGGAAAGGGGGGAGAGACUAUUAAACAACUUCAGGAGCGGGCUGGAGUUAAAAUGGUUAUGAUUCAAGAUGGGCCUCAGAACACUGGUGCUGACAAACCUCUUAGGAUUACAGGAGACCCUUACAAAGUUCAACAAGCCAAGGAAAUGGUGUUAGAGUUAAUUCGUGAUCAAGGUGGUUUCAGAGAAGUUCGAAAUGAGUAUGGGUCAAGGAUAGGAGGAAACGAAGGGAUAGAUGUCCCCAUUCCAAGAUUUGCUGUUGGCAUUGUAAUAGGAAGAAAUGGAGAAAUGAUCAAAAAAAUACAAAAUGAUGCUGGCGUUCGAAUUCAGUUUAAGCCAGAUGAUGGAACGACACCUGAUAGAAUUGCACAAAUAACAGGACCUCCAGACCGAUGUCAGCAUGCUGCAGAAAUUAUUACAGACCUUCUUCGAAGUGUUCAGGCUGGUAAUCCUGGUGGCCCUGGACCUGGUGGUCGAGGAAGAGGUAGAGGUCAAGGCAGCUGGAACAUGGGACCACCUGGUGGACUACAGGAAUUUAAUUUCAUUGUGCCAACUGGGAAAACUGGAUUAAUAAUAGGAAAAGGAGGUGAAACCAUUAAAAGUAUAAGUCAGCAGUCUGGUGCAAGAAUAGAACUUCAGAGAAAUCCUCCACCUAAUGCAGAUCCUAAUAUGAAGUUAUUUACAAUUCGUGGCACUCCACAGCAAAUAGACUAUGCUCGGCAGCUCAUAGAAGAAAAGAUUGGUGGUCCAGUAAAUCCUUUAGGGCCACCUGUACCCCAUGGGCCCCAUGGUGUGCCAGGCCCCCAUGGGCCUCCUGGGCCUCCAGGGCCUGGAACUCCAAUGGGACCAUACAACCCUGCACCUUAUAAUCCUGGACCACCUGGCCCAGCUCCUCAUGGUCCUCCAGCCCCAUAUGCUCCCCAGGGGUGGGGAAAUGCAUAUCCACACUGGCAGCAGCAGGCUCCUCCUGAUCCAGCAAAGGCAGGAACGGAUCCAAAUUCAGCAGCUUGGGCUGCUUAUUAUGCUCACUAUUAUCAACAGCAAGCACAGCCACCACCUGCAGCUCCUGCAGGUGCACCAACUACAACCCAAACUAAUGGACAAGGAGAUCAGCAGAAUCCAGCUCCAGCUGGACAGGUUGAUUAUACCAAGGCUUGGGAAGAGUACUACAAGAAAAUGGGGCAAGCAGUUCCUGCUCCUACUGGGGCUCCACCAGGAGGUCAGCCAGAUUAUAGUGCAGCCUGGGCUGAGUACUAUAGACAACAAGCAGCCUACUAUGCCCAAACAAGUCCCCAGGGAAUGCCACAGCAUCCUCCAGCACCUCAGUGCAGGUUUGAUCCAGCCAGUAUAGAACUAGCUCUGUAGGGGUGAGGAGGACUGUGCUGUGUAUCAUCCUUGAUUGUGUUCCUUCAAGGAGCAUUGCACUGUAAGUACAUCAGAAUGACAAAUUGAUGAACUGCAACAGUAUCUUUUUGUCAAUGUUCCACAUAAUGCAAAUGCCAUACUUUGUGUGAAUAUUAUGUUGGAAUACAGUGCUGAUAUCUUGGAAAACCAUAACUGCUUCGUAAUUUAACAUAGAAUAAUACAUAGUUCUGUAUUUUUUUUUAAGUGAGCUUAAUGGGUAAGUAUUUUUGAUAUGCUUUAGCUGUAGCUAAAGAAAACUGGUCAUUAACAAAGUUGAAUAUACUCACUGGUGCUCCUAAAAUACUGUUUUUUCAGUGUAAAAUAUGCAUAUCUUAUAUAUUAAUAUGAAAGACUUGAAAUGUAUCAGACAGAAGUGGUUUUCAGUUUGCAAAUAAUGAGCAAUGUAGCAGUUUUAACACCAUUUCAUAAAUAUAUAUUCUGUCCUUGGUGGGGAGCACCAUUUGUUUUGGAUAUAUUUUAAAGGAAGAUGUGUAAGGACGUAAAUGUUGAAAUUACCUGCAGGGUGGGAAUAGCAGUACAGUUCAUUGUAGAUAUUUCGAAAUGUUUUUGAUUGUUUUAUAUAACCUAGAGUGAAUUCCCUUACCCUUAUUUAGAUCUGGAUAUGUAGUUCUAGUUUCAAGUAUUUCAAGUAUAAAAGUUAAGGAGUUAGUUAUCUGUUGAGUAGGGUAUUGACAUGAACAAUUCCAGUAUUUUGCAUGAUACUGUUUUAUAGAUGACCUUUUAGGAAAGUGGUGCAUUUAUUAAUUAAACUGAAGAAAUAGUGCAGUUGGAUUCAGUAUCAUAAUUCACAAAUUGGAGGCUGUUGCUUUUGAUUCAUUUAAGGUUUAAAAUCUUUAUUAAUUGCAAACAGUGCAAUUAUUUAUACUUCACAGUGCCUUCCCAGACCUUCCACCUUAGGUUCUGCUGCAAAAAGCAACAGUGCUGAAGAUGCUGCAAGCACCAAAUCAUAGCUCAUAAAAUCAGGUCCUGAGAUAGUUACCCAUAAAGAGGAAUCCUUUGAGCAUAUGCCAUUGGUGAGCCGAUGAGCAUGGACCAUAGAAGGGCUCAAUGUAGAAGAAACUACCCGUGUGUAAAAAGAAGAUUGGCUUAAAAUGGCUACUGUGAUGGGAACAGUGUCUUAGGGAGAUGCAGCUUGGACUUGAGGUAAAUUGAAUACUUUACAAACUGGUUUAGAGUUUGCUUUAAUGACAUUGUAUGUAAAAGGGCACAUGAUUGCUGUAAUUUUGUAUGCAUUAUGGUUUCCUCAAUAAAAAAAUAAAUGUACAUUGGUGAAUA
Messenger RNA from Galeopterus variegatus (Sunda flying lemur), 3383 nucleotides. It is a transcript of the gene FUBP1, whose product is annotated as far upstream element (FUSE) binding protein 1. The transcript is spliced from 22 exons. Gene Ontology annotation, cellular component: nucleus; cytoplasm. The coding region runs from base 87 to 2048 and encodes 653 amino acids. Gene Ontology annotation, biological process: regulation of DNA-templated transcription. The record is from RefSeq and is a predicted model, not a curated record. Gene Ontology annotation, molecular function: mRNA binding. NCBI's taxonomy places the organism in Eukaryota, Metazoa, Chordata, Mammalia, Dermoptera, Cynocephalidae.